CUCUCUCUCUCUCUCUCUAAUGACAGUUCCCUUAUCUCUCAGAACCAGUUCCUCUAUGUAAGGGACUUGUAUGUUCUGCUUAAAUGAAUAGUCUGUUGUAUUUAAAAAAUUGUAAAUAUUUCUUUUGCUUUCAUUCUUUUUGUCUCCUAUAGCCUUGUGUUAACCACUUCAGUGCAUUCUGUGUGUCUUCGCUUCAUGGUUGAACAAAUCUGGCAGCCACUAGAGCUGCUCAUCCAGGACCCCAGAGCAGCAUCUGAACCAGACCGGGGCUGAUCUCAGACCUGCGUGUGACAUCUGCUCUCCAGGCAUUCCGAGCAGGAUCAGGUCUGUUACCAAUACAGUAACGACCGAUACACGGAGACAGCCAGAAGUCGUCAACCAGUCAUGGACGUCUAGGGCACAGGAACAGUAACUGAUGCCUGCUCAAGAGGACACAAGGAGGAGAAGAGAGGCGUGUAAACUCACAAUGAAUCGCAAAGAGGCCAAGAGGAAGUCUGCCCAUAGCCCAGGUGGGGUGAAAUGUCAAAGGGCAGCACUGACUCGGCGAAUGACUUGCCCCAGCGCUUCGGAGAUAAGCAGAGCUCUGCUCAGCCCCUCCCACGGCUACCUGACCCGUGCCCUGAGCCUAGACGACCUCAUCCAGCAUUGUCUUCUCUGCUUUGACUCAGAAGGAAAGCUCAGCAGGAAUUCCCAGCUGGUCCAAAUGACCUUGAUGAUGCACAACUGGGUGGUGCCUUCCCAUGUCUUUGCACAGAAGCUGAUCUCUCUUUAUAAGGACUGCCCCGUGGACAGUAGAGGGCAGCGGCGUGCACAAAUAUGCCAUUUUAUCAGGCAGUGGAUCACAAAGAUCCCAGAUGUGUUUGAAGCUGACCCCCGGCUGGAGAGGGUGAUGAGUGACCUGUGGACCCUAGUGAGAAAAGAGGGGGAGGAGAUGCACCAGCAGCUGAUUGACACUUCCUGCCUUAACGCCCCAGUGACUCCAUCCCUGGCCCCUUCUCCAUCGAUGAAGAAGCGAAAGGUGUCACUCCUCUUUGACCACAUGGAGCCAGGAGAGCUGGCCGAGCACCUCAGCUACCUAGAAUUCGAGAACUUCCGCAGCGUCUCGUGCCUGGAUUACCGUAGCUAUGUGGUGAACGGCUCGGUGCGGGGCAACCCAGCCCUGGAACGCUCAGUGAUGAUGUGCAAUGGGGUCUCUCAGUGGGUGCAGCUGAUGAUCCUGAGCAGGCACACCGCACAGCAGAGGGCCCAUGUUUUCACCAAGUUCAUCCAUGUUGCCCAGAAGUUGCGCGCUCUACAGAACUUCAACACUCUAAUGGCUGUGAUGGGUGGCCUGUGCCACAGUUCCAUCUCCCGCCUCAAAGACACGUCCAGCUUACUGCCUCAGGACAUCACAAAGACCCUGAGUGAGAUGACUGACCUGCUGUCAUCUUACAGUAACUACAGCAAUUACCGCCGGGUGUACAGUGAAUGUAUAGGUUUCAAGGUACCCAUCCUAGGGGUACACCUCAAGGACCUGAUCUCCCUGAACGAGGUUCUGCCCGACUACCUGGAGGACAAUAAGAUCAACUUGGGCAAGCUGCAGAACCUCUACACUAAUGUCAAUGAUCUUCUGGCCAUUCACUCCUGUAAACCACCCUUUGAGGCCAACAAAGACUUGCUACAUCUUCUCACGCUGUCUCUAGACCUGUAUUACACUGAGGAUGAGAUAUACGAGCUGUCGUAUGCCAAGGAGCCCAAGAAUCCCAAGAUACAGCCUGCUAUGCCAGUCAAAGCUCCAGUAGUGGCAGAAUGGGGAUCAGGGGUGACGCCUAGAAUUGACCCUGACACCAUCUCUAAACAUGUGAAACUAACAGUUGAUGCCAUAAUGAAGAAUUACGAUCACAACCUUGAUGGUUACAUCUCCCUAGAGGACUUUGAGAAAAUUGCCGCCAGUUUUCCUUUCUCCUUCUGUACUCAUGAAGGUGACAGGGAAGGAGAAAUUAGCCGGAACGAAAUCAACUCCUAUUUCAUGAGGGGGAUGUCCGUGUGCGCCAAGCUAGGCCUGAAAUUUCUGCACAAUUUCCACGAGACCACGUACAAGAAGCCCACCUUCUGCAACACCUGCAGAGGCUUUCUUUGGGGUGUAAUUAAGCAGGGUUAUCGGUGCAGAGACUGUGGGGUAAACUGUCACAGGCAAUGUAAGGACCAAGUCGGGAUGGAGUGUGUGAGAAAGGUCAAGGUUUCUGGAGGGUCUUGUCCCUGCACUCCUGCUCCUGACCACAGAGCUAAAGGCCACAGCUGUAGCUCAGAAGAGGACAACUUUGUAUUCCCACCAAGUGAUGGAGCAGAGCUCAUGGAGGAGGCCUUCCCAGCACAGGCAAAUGAGCGGGACUCUCAGCGUUUGGAUCGAUCCACCCAGACAGACCCGGGGGUGUGGACACCGGGGCCUGUUAACAAAAGGGGGGAUGAGACAAAUUCACAAGCCCUGGGCUCAUCUCCAGGAAAGGACGCCACGCAUGACCCAAAAGUACAAGCGGUGGGAAAGAAGUCUCGUUCUGCCAGGCUACAGCGAUCACGCGGAGUCACCGUGCCAGUCUCCAUACUACAGGAGAAGAUGGGGGACCUGCAGCUAUAUAAACAAAAUGCCGGAGGAACAGGCUGACUUGCUCUAGGGACAGUAGCCAGCUGGCUAGAAUAAGCAGGGACUUAUAUCCACAGCUCUUACAAAACCAGAGAGACGAUGGGUUUGAAAGCGCAACUUCAACCUGCUAAUGGGGCCCAAUCUGAAAUUUUGAGCAGUCAAUGUAAGAUGAACCAAGCUCCCGACACAGGCAUCGUAUCGCCACUACAGUUUCCAAGAUUCGUCGAUUUGGAGAUACAAUUGUUACAAAGACUUUUUCCUACUGGGUGCUGACUCCAAUGACUAAAAGUGCUGUACUGUUCCAAGACAUGUGGUGAAAAGCCAUUCCAAGCUCAGAUCUCCAUUGGUUUUGGACAUUUCAGCGAUUUUUCGUGAACUCAGCACUCGUUUCUCCCUGGUAGCGAAAUCAGAGUGUUAAACAAUCCAGAGCAGAAUGACCAAUGGAAUAUCUUGCCAUUUGUUGUUCCCUAGAUUCCUGCCACUUGAUUAUUCUUAGUCAUUCAAUACCCCAUUUCCUCUUAAAGAUCCACAAUGUAGCAGCUAAAAUAUGUUUUUCAUUCUCCAACUAAUCAAAUAUUUCCUACUAAAUCUAGUAGUGUGUAUUUAUUUCUCUGUGCAUUAAUUACGCGCCUAAAACCUGUUUUGUGGUGACUGUAGUUGAUGUGUUGUUUGUGAUACUUGUUCUUCUUUUUGGAAAACAAAGAUGUUUUAUAAAACAUGACUUCUGCCGGCAAUUAUAAAUAUUUAUUUUAUUGCUUA
Brienomyrus brachyistius is the source of this 3379-nucleotide messenger RNA. RefSeq names its product RAS guanyl-releasing protein 1-like. Gene Ontology annotation, molecular function: calcium ion binding; guanyl-nucleotide exchange factor activity. Gene Ontology annotation, cellular component: plasma membrane. NCBI's taxonomy places the organism in Eukaryota, Metazoa, Chordata, Actinopteri, Osteoglossiformes, Mormyridae. Gene Ontology annotation, biological process: positive regulation of GTPase activity; Ras protein signal transduction. Bases 416 to 2641 code for a protein of 741 amino acids. The record is from RefSeq and is a predicted model, not a curated record. The transcript is spliced from 17 exons.